Fonsecaea erecta is the source of this 2055-nucleotide messenger RNA. RefSeq lists its product as hypothetical. NCBI's taxonomy places the organism in Eukaryota, Fungi, Ascomycota, Eurotiomycetes, Chaetothyriales, Herpotrichiellaceae. Gene Ontology annotation, cellular component: nucleus; Ku70:Ku80 complex. Gene Ontology annotation, molecular function: DNA helicase activity; double-stranded DNA binding; damaged DNA binding. The record is from RefSeq and is a predicted model, not a curated record. Bases 1 to 2055 code for a protein of 684 amino acids. The transcript has 2 exons. Gene Ontology annotation, biological process: double-strand break repair via nonhomologous end joining; cellular response to X-ray; telomere maintenance.
AUGGGUGACAAUCUACCGUACCGGAUCAAAGGCGAUCCCGACGAGGGUGGCAGGAAUGAUGACGCCGAUGAAGACGAAGAGGAGAUCGACGAAACUGGCUACAAGACCGUUCGAGAUGCGGUUCUGUUUGCCAUCGAGGUCAACAAGUCCAUGCUCACGGUGCCGCAGCCGUCGUCGGCCUCGAAGAAGACUGAAAACAGUUCACCACUCCUGGCCGCCUUGAAAUGUGCAUACCAUCUGAUGCAGCAGCGCAUCAUCUCGACCCCAAAGGAUCUCAUGGGAAUCUUACUCUUUGGGACAGAAGCGUCCAAAUUCUACGACGAGGACGAAACUUCCCAGGGUGGCUGGUCGUUUCCUCACUGCUACCUUCUCACAGAUCUUGAUGUGCCCGAAGCGGACGAUGUCAAGGCUCUCAAACAGUUGGUCGAAGCAGAGUCUCCCGAGUCGGCGGAUGUCUUCAAGCCGGCCAAGGAGCCUGUUUCCAUGCACAAUGUUCUCUUCUGUGCAAACCAGAUCUUCCAGCAGAAGGCCGCCAAUUUCACCUCGCGCCGGUUGUUCAUCGUCACGGACAACGACGACCCCCAUUCAUCCAACAAAGAGUCGCGUUCACAGGCUACGGUGAGAGCGAAAGAUCUCUAUGAUUUGGGUGUGACAAUCGAACUAUUCCCUAUUUCGACCCCAUCCCACACUUUCGAUACCAAACUCUUCUGGGACGAUAUUGUCUACCGGUCAUCGCCAUCUGACCCUGAGGCCAUCGUUCAUAACCCGCCGUCCAGGGUUGAUGCCGAUGGUUCGAAGCUGGUGAGCGGUGCUGGAGACGGCAUCCCCUUGUUACAAUCUUUGCUAUCCACCAUAGCCUCCAAGGUCGCCCCCAAACGUGCCCUGUUCUCUUCUGUUCCCCUGGAGUUGGCACCAGACUUCAAGAUAUCUGUGAAAGGGUACCUGCUCUACAAGCAUCAAAAGCCUGCUCGCAGUAGCUAUAUCUACCUUGGAUCUGAAAGACCUCAGAUUGUCACCGGCUACACGGAACAGGUCGCAGACGACGACCGUGAUCGCCGAAAGGUGGAAAAGGCCGAAAUCCGCAAGGCCUACACUUUUGGAGGCGAGAAAAUCACGUUUUCUGAGGAAGAGGUCCAGAAACUGCGCAACUUUGGACCGCCGGUCAUACGAGUCAUUGGGUUUAAGCCCAUGUCCAAGUUGCCAUUGUGGGCAAACAUCAAGAACUCAACCUUCCUCUACCCAUCAGAAGAAGAUUUUGUGGGCAGCACGCGUGUAUACAGUGCCCUGCACCGCAAACUGGCCAAGGAUCAGUUAUUCGGCCUGACGUGGUUUGUACCAAGGAAGAACGCGGCUCCAGUGCUGGCUGCCAUGGUCCCGACGCUCACUGCCGCAGGCAGCGAUGACAAGCCCAACGCUGCAGGUGUAUCUGCCACCGGCGCACCCCAGGGCUUACACCUGAUCUCUCUCCCAUUUGCAGACGAUGUCCGAGAGAAUCCACCCAGUACUCAUGACACCCCGUUGCGUGCACCAGAUGAGCUCGUUGAUGCAAUGAGGCCCAUCGUCCAGCAACUGAAUCUUCCCAAGGGCAUCUACGACCCAUCAAAGUAUCCCAACCCUAGCUUGCAGUGGCAUUAUCGGAUUCUCCAAGCUUUAGCCCUCGAUGACGAGAUUCCAGAGAAGCCAGAAGACAAGACCAUACCCAAAUUCCGCCAGAUAGACAAACGAGUAGGCAGUGAGACCAUAGAAUGGGGCAAAAUGUUGGAGAGAGCCUACAAGCAGUAUCAUGCGGAAAACCCGGACGCGGUGCCUACAGGAUCGAAGAGAUCUACCACGAAUGGAGCCGCUCCCUCGUCGAGUGCAGCAAGUAAGAAGGUCAAAGCAGAGGGGGCGGGUGGCACGAACGAAGAGGAAAUCCGGAUGUUGUGGCAAAAAGGCCAACUGGCGAAGCUCACAGUGGCAGAACUGAAGGAUUUCUGUGCGACAAAGAAGAUCCCUGUCGCGGGAAAGAAGGCAGACAUUGUGGAGAGGAUUGAGGAAUGGCUUGAAAGCAAGUGA